Molecule: messenger RNA, 996 nt
Organism: Trichoderma gamsii
Lineage: Eukaryota; Fungi; Ascomycota; Sordariomycetes; Hypocreales; Hypocreaceae
Exons: 1
Coding region: 1-996 (331 amino acids)
Source: RefSeq, a predicted model, not a curated record
AUGUCGCUAUCACGAGCUUUCACGACGCGCAAGCUCAAGUUGGGCUCUGACGCCGACGGCAAAAAUCCUCAGCGCUCGCACACUCUUCGCCAUAAGAUCUCGGCUCCUGUCCAGCUCGUUCAUACAACCAACAUGCUCUCGUACAAUGCGCCUGACCUGCCUCGAGUCCCUGGCCGCAACAACUCCAGCGACUUGCCUCGAGUGCCUACACGCAUCAACUCUUCGAAAUCUCUAACCGAUUCCGACAGCGUCGAGACCACCGAGUCGACCCCGCCAACCAGCCCGGAUGUUGCUCAAGGAGAGCGCUCGCCUUCUCCCAAGCCGAAUCAUCUUUCGGGAUACUUCAAGCCCGCAACUGCGAGACCCGCGGCUGCAGCACCAGCCGAGCCUGAGCCAACUCCGGCUCCAAUGAUUCCCCAGCGCUCUCCCACUCACACCAAGAAGAACUCGGUCGAUGCCGUCGCCAGGUCACGAUCCAUUACGCGCAUUUCUAGAGACUCCGAGCUGUCGGCUGCGUCCAGGAGUCUUCAGGGCCUCUCCUCCCGCUCUCCGUCUGUGUCAACAAACUCUUCUGCGCCCUCUUCAGCACACUCUUCAAUGCACUCCUCGGUGCAUAAUUCGUCCAUCUCGAGUCGCCUCGCGAAACAGCCUCUGGCUCCUGCUUUUCCUCUGGCCCCCGCGCCCACUACCGUUUCUGCGGCUCCUACGGCUCCCGCAGCCUCGUCUGCGCAACUUUCUAAUGCAACGAGGCGCCACAUAGCUAAGGAUUCGAAUCCUUUUGGAGCAGAGCUGGCCCAAGUGACGGAGCUAGCGGAGGAAUUCAGCUCCAGGAGCCAGCGGGAGCAAAUGGAGGAGGAUGUGGCAUACAUGCGCUCCAACAACCUCGUCAGGCUGCGCACCGACGACUAUCUGAGCAUGGUUCAAAGCCUGUCGUCCAUCUUCUUCUCAGAGCCCAGUCACCCGGCUCCCAAGGCUGCAGCACCGCUCUGGAUUUAA